This is a messenger RNA of Micropterus salmoides (largemouth bass), 2478 nucleotides long. RefSeq names its product matrix remodeling-associated protein 8-like. The transcript has 12 exons. Gene Ontology annotation, biological process: cell adhesion; establishment of glial blood-brain barrier. The record is from RefSeq and is a predicted model, not a curated record. NCBI's taxonomy places the organism in Eukaryota, Metazoa, Chordata, Actinopteri, Centrarchiformes, Centrarchidae. The coding region runs from base 205 to 1509 and encodes 434 amino acids. Gene Ontology annotation, cellular component: cell surface; membrane.
GUGGGAUCAGUUCAGUCCGGUCCUGUUUUGGUUGUGUUGGAUCCCUAACGUGGCGCUGCCUGUAUCUUCUUUAGACUGUGAAAUCUGACCAAAUCAAGCCCUGCUGCCUUAAUGGAUGGAUAUCCAUUACGUGUUUUCUAACUCUCGGGGCCUCUCAGGUGUACAGCCUUGACAAGUCUCCGUACCGUUAACAUUAUUGUCAACAUGAAGAUCGCGAGGGAGGACAUCGUUUUUCAGGCUCUCCUCUUGAUCCACAUCUCUGUGGCCUGCCUCCUCUCUGCAGUGUCAGGUCAGUCUGGCAGCAGCAGCAGCGUGGUGGUGGCAGGUUAUAAUGUGAGCGCCCCCGCUGGAUCGAGGGUGGUGCUGCAGUGUGUGAGCGGACGCAUGGUGUGGACCAGGGACAGGGUAAGGGACAGGCAGAGGGUGGUCCACUGGGACUUAUACCGGGCCAGUCCAGACUAUGCCAGGGAGAGGAUGCUGGACAUGUUCUCUGCGGGGGACCAGAGGAUCUACAACUCCUACAACCAGGGCAGGGUCAGCCUCAGCCCCACAGCCUUCAUGGAUGGAAACUUCUCCCUGGUCAUCAAAGACGUGACAAUGAAUGACAGAGGUCUGUACUCUUGUAACCUCCAACAUCUCUACUGCCACCUGUACGAGACAGUCAGAGUACAGCUCAACGUCACUAAAUCACGUCGCAAAGAACAGCGCUUCUGGGAUGGACAAAAGGCGGUGUAUGUGGUGCUGCUCGGCAGUACCGUGGUGCUGCCGUGCAUCAACCGACGUAACGUGUGGACCGACUGGAGCGACGAGGAGGAGGACCAGCAGGUGGUCCACUGGGACCGUCAGUCCCCAGGAGUCAGCCAUGACCGUGCUGACCGGCUGGUGGAUCUGUACGCCUCUGGGGAGCAGCGUAGCUACGGGCCGCUGUUCCUUCAGAGGAAGAUGAACAUCAGCAACCAAGCUUUCUCAGAGGGAGACUUCUCGCUAGCCAUAUCGGAUUUGCAGCCGACAGACAGGGGGAUGUAUUCCUGCCACCUCCACCAUCAUUACUGCGGUCUACAUGAGAGAAGAGAGUUUCAAGUCACAGUGGAACCACCUAUGAUUCAGACCACCCUGCCAGCCAAAGCACUGCCUAGUGAAGACAAAGACACCACUAAGGCUGAAUCACCGCGAGUCAUCAACGUUAUUCUGCCAGAUCAGCGACACCACUUUCUCCUGCCGCUGGGCUACGUCCUCACCUCCUUCCUGCUCCUGGCCUUCAUCAUCCUCAUUAUCAUCCUCAUCACACGCAGACAUAAAACCAAAGAGUUUUAUCCGCAUGCAUCCAUGAGGUCCAGCAGAAGUCAAAGCAGCUCAGAAGAGUUCGAGAUGGACGUUGCUGAAGGGAAUGUGUGCAGCCGGGAGGAGAGAAGAUUUGACUAUAAGAACAACCUGCUGAAAGAGAACCACAUGAACCCUCAGCCUAAAGUCAUUGAUCUUGACAAAGAGAUGCAGAAAUUUUCUAAGUGAGGAAAUGACGAAUAAAAACAAGCUAAACUGGAGUCAAUGGCUGGUCCAGAGGCUGCGCUUCAAACUGAACUCCUCCUCUCUGCCUUCUGUCCUGGCAGGAGAGACAGCAAGAGAGAAUAUGUAAAAAAAGAAAUAAAAAAUAGCUCACACUGAGGCCACAUGUUUCCAAAUUGUCAGUAUUAGAGCCAAAGAAAAACCGAGUUUUCUUUCGUACUUGAUCAAACUAAAAAGACUGGACUUUGGACCACUGUGCGUGGACAAGAGUGCCACCCAGAGGAGAGUCUAAAGCAAGCCUUGUUAAAUGAAGGAUUGAUGUGUACAUAAGGCGAAUAAAGCUCAGUUGUGACCGAGUGAAUCUGAAUUAUCAGUUAUUACAGCUUUGAUCAUUAUUCCUGAAGUCAAAAACAACAUUUUGAUAUUUUUGUUUUCACUUUGUUCUGUUUUACUCACAUAUCCAUCUCAGCUUAACUGACCGGACUAAAGCACCAUUGAGGCGCUACUCAUCAGUGUGUACUGCUUCCUGUAGGCUAUGAUUAACUGUAUGCUAACUGACCAAUGAAGCGGUGUAUGGAAACAAUUUUUAUCUCGAUGCUCAUUUUUUGUGGAAUGUUCCCUUUUUACACGUAUUAAAUGUAAUGUAUUAAAUGUCAAUGUUUGAUGCUGAUGUUCAAAUGCAAUUGCUUCUCCCACGUGAUUGGUCUGAGUCUCUUUGUGUUCAAAUGACCUUGUGAAUAUCAUCCAAUAGAUAUUGUUGUUUGUUAACUGAAUGUGGACAUAAAAGCAUAGGUGUUGCUAAUAACAUUAAGGAUGGCUGUAUGCUAUGCAAGAGUCCCAGUAAGACACGACAGUGUGAGAAUGAGCCAGCAUGAACAAUACCAGGACUCUGAAACUCAAGGAGCUAAAUGUAAUUCAGCCAUCAUUAAUUGUAUUAUUUUCACUGCUAAUCCAAUAAAACCUUGAUGCAGGGGC